AUGCGCCUCGAAGAAUUCAAAGCAAACCAACUUUUAGUCUUACCACCUAAUCCCGAUGUGGAUUUCAGUGGAAAGACGAUCAUCAUUACAGGUGCCAAUGCUGGAAUUGGAUAUGAAUUGGUACGAUAUUACUUGAAACAAAAUGCAAAACACAUCGUAAUGGUUUGUCGUUCAAUGGAAAAAGCUCAAAAAGCUAAAGAAAAAUUAUUGGCCGAAGCAAAUCGUAAAGAUGAUGGAGUGAUUACGAUCGAGUUGAUGAAUAUGCUAAGCUUUACUUCUGUUAAAGCUUGUGCUGAUAAAUUGAACGCAACUUUGGAUUCCGUUCAUGUCAUUCAUCAUAACGCAGGGAUGGCUUGCGUUCCCAAACAAUUAAGCGAAGAUGGAUAUGAAACAGUUGCCCAAACAAACGUUCUCUCUUCUUCUCAGUUUGCUUUACUGACCCAUCCGUUGUUGAAAAAGACAUCAGAGAAAGAAGGUGUACAAACACGUAGCGUGUUCACAUGCACAGAUGGUAUAUAUUACAUACCAGAUGAUGUUUCCCAAAAACACGAAGGUGUAGGUUACGUGAAGCAUCUGGCAGUUGACAGGGAAAUCACUAAAGAGCAAGAAAUCUGGCAUUAUUGUGCAACGAAGAAUUACUUAGCCAAUUUCGCCCGUGAAUAUGCAAAGCGUAUCAGUCCACAGAACGUUUCCGUUUGGCUUGCCGCUCCUGGCUUGACCCAAACCGAAUUUGCACAGAAAUCACACGAUGGUGUCCUGGACGAAAAGCAAAAGAAGAACGAAGACAUGUACGAAACCAAACCGCACGGUAAUCUUGGCAAGCGUUGA
Meira miltonrushii is the source of this 828-nucleotide messenger RNA. RefSeq names its product NAD(P)-binding protein. The record is from RefSeq and is a predicted model, not a curated record. NCBI's taxonomy places the organism in Eukaryota, Fungi, Basidiomycota, Exobasidiomycetes, Exobasidiales, Brachybasidiaceae. Gene Ontology annotation, molecular function: oxidoreductase activity. The coding region runs from base 1 to 828 and encodes 275 amino acids. The transcript has 4 exons.